AUGCCGUCCACGGGUUCAGUGCCCGCGUUCUCCACCGCAGUGAGCAGCCCGUACCGGCAGUACCCCUGGUCCGGUAUAAGUCACGUGCUCUGCUGUAUUGGGUUGGAAGACUUUUCUAUAGGUGACCCUUCUGUAACAGAGGAGGAUACAGAUUCAGCUAUCUUAUAUGGAACUUUGCGAGGAAGUGUUGUUGGCUUACGAUACUACACGGGGAUUGUUCAUAACAAUGAAAUGGUUGCACUUCAAAGGGAGCCAAAUAAUCCUUAUGAUAAAAAUGCAGUGAAAGUAAAUAAUGUGAAUGGCGACCAGGUAGGCCAUAUAAAAAAAGAGCUAGCGGCAGCAUUGGCAGGCAUUAUGGACAACAAACUAGCAUUAGUUGAAGGGGUUGUCCCUUAUGGAGCAAAAAAUGCCUUUACCAUGCCUGUACAAAUGAGCUUUUGGGGAAGAGAAGAAAACAAGGAAGCAGUGCUAGAUCAGCUAAAAAAGCAUGGAUUUAAAUUGGCUCCUCCUCUGAAAGGUUCAGAAUGUGGUUUUGGAUCAAAGUGGAUUGCUGGGAGAGCUGGUCCAAGUUAUAGUGCUCCAGUUCAUGCUGCUGUGCAGUUGACAACUGAACAGCUUAAAAGUGAAUUUGACAAAUUGUUUGAGGAUCUGAAGGAAGAUGAUCAAACUUGUGAAAUGGAAGCAACAGAGGCUGUUGGCACACUCUUGCUUCCCCAUCAGAAGCAGGCGUUAGCUUGGAUGGUUUCACGUGAGAACAGUAAUGAUUUGCCACCAUUUUGGGAAGAGAGAAGUAACUUAUAUUACAACAUACUUACAAAUUUUGCAGAAAAGCAGAGACCUGAAAGUGUUCUUGGAGGAAUACUGGCUGAUGACAUGGGACUGGGUAAAACGCUUACUACUAUUGCAUUGAUUCUUACAAAUUUUCAAGAUGGCAAGCCUCUUCCUUUAGAAAAGAUCACAAGUGAUGAGUUUUACAAGGAAUCUGGUACUAAGAGCAUGAACAGCGUUGGACGCAGACUACGUACCACUAGCAUUCAGUCAGUUGACAAGAGAUACUCUGAUGAUGGCCCCAGAGCAACACUGAUUGUAUGUCCACUGUCUGUCCUAAGCAACUGGAUUGACCAAUUUGAACAACAUAUCCACCAAGAUUUUAGUGUAAAUAUUUAUGUUUAUUAUGGGUCUGACCGUAGCAAAGACCCAUCAGUUCUUUCAGAACAAGACAUCGUACUGACAACAUACAACAUCUUAGCUACCGAUUAUGGAAUCAGAGGUGACAGCACUUUACAUAAAGUCAAGUGGCUGAGAAUUGUGUUGGAUGAGGGGCACACUAUACGAAAUUCAAAUGCUCAGCAAACCAAAGCUGCUUUGAAUCUGGAGGGACACAGAAGAUGGGUACUUACAGGCACUCCUAUUCAGAAUUCUGUAAAAGAUUUGUGGUCUCUUAUUUCCUUCUUGAAACUGAAACCUUUUACUGAUCGAGAGUGGUGGCAUAGAACAAUUCAACGUCCAGUCACAAUGGGAGCUCCAGGAGGACUUGGGCGUUUACAGUCUCUGAUUAGGAGUAUUACCCUUAGAAGAACUAAAACAAGUAAAGUUGAAGGAAAACCCAUUUUGGAGUUACCGGAACGUAAAGUACUUAUUCAGCAUGUUACACUUACGGAGGAAGAGAGACGCGUCUAUGAGUCUGUGAAGAAGGAGGGCAAGGCUGCUAUUAGCAGAUUUUUCAGUGCAGGGACUGUACUGGCUCACUAUGCUGACAUCCUUGGUGUCCUGCUCAGAUUGAGGCAGCUUUGUUGUCAUCCUAAUCUUUGUAUAAAUACAUCUUCUUCCAGUUUUUCAGCUGGUAAUAAAACUCCUGAAGAACUGCAUGAGACUUUAGUGAGUAAAAUGAAGUUGGUUCUGAGCUCUGGUUCAGAUGAAGAAUGUGCAGUUUGCUUGGAAUCACUGACUCUUCCUGUGAUAACACGCUGUGCGCAUGUGUUUUGUAAGCUGUGUAUUUCUGAAGUCAUCAGAAGUGAACAGCCAAAUGCCAAAUGCCCUCUCUGUAGGAAUGAGCUUCGAGUAGAGCACUUGGUGGAAUGUCCCCUAGAAGAGGAAAUAGACUCCAGUAAUGGAAAGAAGUCUGAUCAGGAGUGGAUAUCCAGUUCAAAGAUAAAUGCUCUCAUGCAUGCUUUGAUAGAACUACGGAGGGCUAAUCCGACUGCUAAAUGUCUGGUUGUUUCCCAGUUCACAACUUUCCUGUCACUGAUAGAAAAUCCCUUGAAAGAAUCGGGGUUUGCCUUUACUCGUUUGGAUGGGUCAAUGGCACAGAAGCAAAGAGUAGAAGCAAUUCAGUGUUUCCAAAGUAGCCAAGCAGGAUCCCCAACUGUAAUGCUUUUGUCUCUGAAAGCAGGUGGAGUUGGAUUGAAUCUGACAGCAGCUUCCCGAGUAUUUUUAAUGGAUCCUGCCUGGAAUCCUGCUGCAGAAGACCAGUGUUUUGACAGGUGUCACAGGCUGGGUCAGAAGUAUAAUGUUGUUAUUACAAAGUUCAUUGUGAAAGAUUCAGUGGAAGAGAAUAUGCUGAAAAUUCAGAACAAGAAGAGGGAACUUGCAGCAGGAGCCUUUGCUUCCAAAAAGCCUUCAGGAAGUGAAGUAAAACAAAGAAAAAUUAAUGAAAUUAAGGCUCUAAUUGAUUUAUAG
This is a messenger RNA of Opisthocomus hoazin, 2679 nucleotides long. NCBI's taxonomy places the organism in Eukaryota, Metazoa, Chordata, Aves, Opisthocomiformes, Opisthocomidae. The record is from RefSeq and is a predicted model, not a curated record.